Messenger RNA from Gastrolobium bilobum, 1244 nucleotides. RefSeq lists its product as uncharacterized. Gene Ontology annotation, molecular function: transcription coregulator activity; protein binding. NCBI's taxonomy places the organism in Eukaryota, Viridiplantae, Streptophyta, Magnoliopsida, Fabales, Fabaceae. Gene Ontology annotation, biological process: regulation of DNA-templated transcription. The record is from RefSeq and is a predicted model, not a curated record. The transcript is spliced from 6 exons. The coding region runs from base 272 to 940 and encodes 222 amino acids. Gene Ontology annotation, cellular component: histone deacetylase complex.
UGUUCUGUCUCUCACUCACACACACCCGAAUGUGACUUUUCUUUUCUCUCUCUCUCUCUCUCUCUGUUCCCUUUUCUCUCUGCGAAAUUCCCCAAUUUUCUCAAAUAUCCUAUCUCUUUCUGCUCCCGAAAUUGUCACACACUUCAUCAGCAAUGCAUGAUCCUCUCCGCGAACGCGGUUUCGAUCUUUAAUUUUUGCAAUCUUUUUACUGUUUAAUAUAUAUAUAUAUAUUUUGGCCGGCUAAGUCUGCAGCUGAUUCUGAGAGUUGAAAAUGCUGGAAGCAAUGGAAAGUUCCGUCAAUGGUGGCUUCUCUCAGUUGCAGAGCUGUGGAGAUAGCAGCGAAGAGGAACUAUCUGUGCUUCCUCGUCACACAAAGGUGGUCGUAACUGGAAAUAACCGCACCAAAUCCGUGCUCGUUGGUCUCCAAGGUGUUGUGAAAAAGGCUGUUGGCCUAGGCGGGUGGCAUUGGCUGGUUCUUACCAAUGGUAUUGAAGUGAAGCUGCAGAGGAAUGCUCUUAGUGUGAUUGAAGCACCCACUGGGAAUGAGGAAGAUGAUGACCUUGAAUUUGAACAUGUGCAGUGGAAUGGAUCAGAUAUGGCAUCGGAUGACACACAAAAGUCUCACAAAUCGAGGCACAGGAUGCAUAGAUCAUUGGGAUCAUCCCACAAAUCGAGCAGGUCCUUCUCUGGUGAUUCACACUCUAAGGGAUCCAUUUCUAUGCCUCAUGGUUGGACGAAGGUUGACUUGAGCAAAUUGGAGAUGGCUGCAUUGUGGAGAUAUUGGCGACACUUCAAUCUGGUGGAUGCUGUCCCAAACCCAUCAAAAGAACAGCUAGUAGAUGUUGUUCAGAGGCACUUCAUGUCUCAGCAAAUGGACGAGUUGCAGGUGAUUGUGGGAUUUGUCAAAGCUGCAAAGAGGCUCAAGACAGUGUGCAAAUGAUGGAGUGGAGUGAAAUGAUGAAAAAUUAUAAGUUAUAUCGUCUUUGCUAACAGAGAUAAUGGCGUCUAAUUUGAAUAUCCCCUUCCCCUAGUACUGUGUAACAUACUUAACGAUGGUCUGUAUCCUUUGGAUCUCAAUUAGUAGUAGGUUAGCUAUAUGAGGUUAUAGAGGCUCUUACUCUUUUGUAGCCACCUAGUUAUGUAGAUAUGUGACCUCGCUUCCGUUUCUAAGAUUGAUUAAAUGUACCGCUGACCUGGGAAGUGGGUUUCCUGAGACUUGAAUGUACAUAUCUCGUUCCUCAAAC